Molecule: messenger RNA, 276 nt
Organism: Nezara viridula (southern green stink bug)
Lineage: Eukaryota; Metazoa; Arthropoda; Insecta; Hemiptera; Pentatomidae
Source: the annotation of a GenBank genome assembly
AUGUUGUCCUUGCGUUUGCCACACGUCCUGACUUCUCUCCGUUUCCUGACCGAACUCGGAAGAGUGCAAAGUUCUUCCAGACAGAGUCGAGGGGGUCGAAAAGGGGAUGAUACCAUAAAAAAUAACCGAGAAGCGACAGGCAGGCUCUUGGGAACAUUUAGAGACGCCUCUUGCUCAAACUCUUUCCCCCACAGAAAUAAUCCAUUAGCUCGACGGAACCUCUCAACCCUCACCCCCCUGUCUCCCCCUCUUCCAUUUUCUAGUCUCCUGUCUUAG